Molecule: messenger RNA, 1443 nt
Organism: Fusarium odoratissimum NRRL 54006
Lineage: Eukaryota; Fungi; Ascomycota; Sordariomycetes; Hypocreales; Nectriaceae
Product: L-fuculose-phosphate aldolase
Exons: 1
Coding region: 197-1093 (298 amino acids)
Cellular component (GO): cytoskeleton
Molecular function (GO): actin filament binding
Source: RefSeq, a predicted model, not a curated record
UUACCGGCCCCGCUUAUGAUAAGCACCAGUUGUGCUGAACGAGGCGCUUCCCCGCAAUCAUGACUAGCAGAGGGUAUUUAGAGGGCGCACGCCAAUGAUAGACGAAGAAUAACAAAGACAUAAAAGAGAGCAAUCGAACUGAGCAGGCAGUGACAAGAAUCAUCAUCAAACUCGCUCAUACUAUACAAUUGGCAUCAUGUCUUCAACCACUACCAUCCAAGCCCAAAGCGGUACCCUCACCAUCGCGCCCAAAUCCACGCACGGUCAUGAACUCAAAGACAAAACCCCCCUGCAAGCAAUGUCCCACGGUGAUGUCGUCCUCAGCGGCAUCCCCUCCCACCCCGACUUCUCCUCCCAGCGCCAAUGGCAGCUCGAGCACAUGGCCGCCGCCUUUCGCCACUGGCACCGCGAAGGCUACGUCGAAGGCAUGAGCGGUCACAUUUCCGUGCGCGACCCAGAAUUCACCGACGCUUUCUGGACGAACCCUCUCGGACGACACUUUGGUCUGUUGAAGGUUAGCGAUAUGAUCCUCGUUAACCUCGAGGGAGAGGUCAUUGGGGGGAACCGCUCAAGGCCGCCUAAUACAGCGGGGUUUCUGAUCCAUGCUUCUAUUCAUAAAGCUAGAAGCGACGUUCACGCUAUUUGUCACUGUCACAGUAUUCAUGGAAAAGCAUGGUCUGUGUUCGGCAAACGUCUCGAAAUGCUAACGCAAGACGCGUGUAAAUUUCGAGGCGAUGCGCACAGCGUUUACGACAGUUAUGGUGGCGUCGUGCUAGGCAGCGAAGAAGGAGACCGCAUCGCAGCAGCCAUGGGCUCCAAAGGAAAAGGCUGUAUCUUACGAAACCACGGUAUUCUGACCGUUGGACAAACAGUGGACGAGGCAGCGUGGCUGUAUACGUCUAUGGAGAACAGUUGUCGUGUCCAACUUCUCGCCGAGGCUGCAGCGGCGAAUGGCAUGCCUAAGGUACUGAUUGAGGAUGAGGAGGCCAAUUUCAACUUUGACGUCGAGAGUGAUCCUGAGAUUUGCUACUGUGAGUUUCAGGUUUAUUAUGAUUUGGAGGAUGAGAUGUCCAAUGGGGCUUUUAAGAAGUAGGAGUACGAGAUGCAGCAUUAUCUUGCCUUUCGCCCGCAGUGUCGUUGGUUCAUUGAUAGCUAGCUGAUGGAGAUGUCGAACCACAAAGUAUAGUAACAAUUAAACAUGUUCUUUUGUCAAAGUUGAGGCAGUAUUCUAGAUAGGCUGUGAACAGACUAUGUUCUUUUGGCCACGUUUACAUAGAGUUCUUCAUACUGCGCCACAGCCCUGGCGUCAAGUGUGUUUAUGGAUUUAACUUCCCACAGCUCGAGGAUUCGUGCCUCUUGUGUUAUGCAAACCUUAUCAACAAUAGCUGAAUUCGUGAAUUAUUGCUUUAUUCUCUCCUUAUCCAAUCCCAGGCGGCCUUUCCC